UCCACGGAGCAACUGGUGGCAUAAUAAGACUGAAAUAAUUAACACAGCCACCACAGGUACACAAUGUACUUGUUUCACCGAUAAUUUCUACGAAAUAAAUGUUGACUUGAUGCAGGUGACAGUUUCCACACUGUGACAAAAUCAAAGUCAACCUGUAGCUUUCCCACAAGCACUUCAAAUUAUCAACUUCACUAAAACAUCAUUUUUUAUUUGUCAACUAAAUUAACACACAAACAAAAUGAUGGAUGAACUAGAAGAUGACAUUCCGGAUGAAUUCAAAGGCACGCUGCAAAUCACACGUGAUGUGUCCAAGAGUGAGGAUUUAGGGAAAACAUCUCCAAGUAAUGGCAGUGAGACUUCUUCAGUUGAUGAUAAAAUUCUAGGCAGCAAUGUGAAUGAUGAUUCAACAGUGGAAUCACCACCAAAAACCUUACUUACUAAUAUUACUGAAAAGAUCACUCCUUUGGUUAGGAGAAUAUCAACAGGUACCAAAAACUCUCUCAAUGGCAUCAAAACUGUGAACCAUUCAGCAAUUGCCCUGCAAGCUGAGACUGCAACAAAUUAUUUUACUUAUCGUGAUGGGAUUAUUGACAAGGCUGUUGGAGAUUGCAUCUCAGACAUCAUCUCAGAAGUGGAUGGUGCUUUAGUUGGCAAAUAUUUAUUAACAGAGAUUAACCUAUGGGAUUCAGACAAGGAAAGAUUGAUUCUACUGAUGACAAACUGUGUAAUCAGUGUGAAGUAUGAUUUUAUUGCGUUGAAAAUACUUGAAUAUCGUCGAAUUUUCCUUAAAAACUUGGAUAAUGUUGUGAUUGGAGAUUUGGUUUAUCCACCUGGCUCAUUAGUGCCUCGCUUAAGUGGCUUUGCUGAUGGAUUGACCAACAUGGUUCAUAGUUGUUGGACGCAAACGCAUAUUAAUCCUUAUGAAGCUUUCAAGCCAAGGGAUCGGAAUGCAAGAGGUGUACGCCUAAUGUGGAACCGCGGUGAACCAUUGAAAUUCGCUGUAAAAUGGAACCCGUUCAACGACGACGCGCCGAUUUUCACUCUCACUUCUCAUCCUUUGUACUAUCACACCGAAUGCAACGAUGACGACCGCCUGAUGUUCAGUUUCGACGAAUUCCUGGAUAAAUUACGUUUGAUCAUAGGACGAGAGAACUACGACAAUGUUACCAUUCAUCAUAAAUCAAUCGUGUUGCAGAAUUACGUCGGGUUAAGUUCGCUCAUACAUAAUCGCAACACGCUUGGUUUCUUUAAAGUUAGGGGUAAAUUUAGUUUCUGAAUAUUCUUGCCUGGAGCGCAUUUAAUUUAUAUAUCUAUCUGGCAACUUAUCUAAGUCUUGUUGUGAUUUUAAGUAUUUAAUAUUCAUAGUCGAUUUUGUUGUGACUAUAACUAUACAUUUCUUUAGGGAUAGAGUAUAUGAAAUAUAAAUCUUGCAACUAUUAAA
This is a messenger RNA of Dalotia coriaria, 1441 nucleotides long. Its product is annotated as tumor protein p63-regulated gene 1-like protein. The transcript has 6 exons. Bases 239 to 1276 code for a protein of 345 amino acids. The record is from RefSeq and is a predicted model, not a curated record. Gene Ontology annotation, cellular component: cytoplasm. Lineage: Eukaryota; Metazoa; Arthropoda; Insecta; Coleoptera; Staphylinidae.